This is a messenger RNA of Eremothecium gossypii ATCC 10895, 1830 nucleotides long. RefSeq names its product pseudouridine synthase PUS9 (gene PUS9). Gene Ontology annotation, molecular function: RNA binding; pseudouridine synthase activity. NCBI's taxonomy places the organism in Eukaryota, Fungi, Ascomycota, Saccharomycetes, Saccharomycetales, Saccharomycetaceae. Gene Ontology annotation, biological process: pseudouridine synthesis. The transcript has a single exon. The record is from RefSeq and is marked provisional. Bases 1 to 1830 code for a protein of 609 amino acids.
AUGCUCAAAGGCGUUCCUGGCCUUCUUUUUAAGGAGACGCAACGUCAUCUGAAACCCAGGCUGGUUAGGAUUAUGGAAAACACAUCGCAGGAUGAGAGUCGCAAAAGACAGGUCGCUUCGAACUUGAGCAGCGAUGCCGAUGAGGGCUCGCCGGCAGUUACGAGGCCGGUUAAAAUCACCAAACGCCUCAGGAAGAAGAACCUCGGGACAGGCGAGCUACGGGACAAAGCAGGAUUCAAGUUGAAGGUGCAAGACGUGAGCAAAAACCGUCACAGACAGGUCGAUCCGGAAUACGAAGUCGUGGUAGAUGGCCCGAUGCGCAAGAUCAAACCGUAUUUCUUCACAUACAAGACUUUCUGCAAGGAGCGCUGGAGAGAUCGGAAGUUGCUUGAUGUGUUUGUGGAUGAAUUUCGGGACCGCGAUAGGCCUUACUACGAGAAAGUCAUCGGUUCGGGUGGUGUGCUCCUGAACGGUAAGUCAUCGACGUUAGAUAGCGUAUUGCGUAAUGGAGACCUCAUUUCGCACGAGCUGCACCGUCAUGAGCCACCGGUCUCCUCUAGGCCGAUUAGGACGGUGUACGAAGAUGAUGACAUCCUGGUGAUUGACAAGCCCAGCGGGAUUCCAGCCCAUCCCACCGGGCGUUACCGCUUCAACUCCAUUACGAAAAUACUUGAAAAACAGCUUGGAUACACUGUUCAUCCAUGUAACCGACUGGACCGCCUAACCAGUGGCCUAAUGUUCUUGGCAAAAACUCCAAAGGGAGCCGAUGAGAUGGGUGAUCAGAUGAAGGCGCGCGAAGUGAAGAAAGAAUAUGUUGCCCGGGUUGUUGGGGAAUUUCCUAUAGGUGAGAUAGUUGUGGAUAUGCCACUGAAGACUAUAGAGCCGAAGCUUGCCCUAAACAUGGUUUGCGACCCGGAAGACGAAGCGGGCAAGGGCGCUAAGACGCAGUUCAAAAGAAUCAGCUACGAUGGACAAACGAGCAUAGUCAAGUGCCAACCGUACACGGGCCGGACGCAUCAGAUCCGUGUUCACUUGCAAUACCUGGGCUUCCCAAUUGCCAACGAUCCGAUUUAUUCCAAUCCGCACAUAUGGGGCCCAAGUCUGGGCAAGGAAUGCAAAGCAGACUACAAGGAGGUCAUCCAAAAACUAAACGAAAUUGGUAAGACUAAAUCUGCGGAAAGUUGGUACCAUUCUGAUUCCCAAGGUGAAGUUUUGAAAGGGGAACAAUGCGAUGAAUGUGGCACCGAACUGUACACUGACCCGGGCCCGAAUGAUCUUGACUUAUGGUUGCAUGCAUAUCGGUAUGAAUCCACUGAACUGGAUGAGAACGGUGCUAAAAAGUGGAGUUACUCUACUGCGUUUCCUGAGUGGGCUCUUGAGCAGCACGGCGACUUCAUGCGGCUUGCCAUCGAACAGGCUAAGAAAUGCCCACCCGCGAAGACAUCAUUUAGCGUUGGUGCCGUGUUAGUUAAUGGGACCGAGAUUUUGGCCACUGGUUACUCACGGGAGCUGGAAGGCAACACGCACGCUGAACAAUGUGCACUUCAAAAAUAUUUUGAACAACAUAAAACCGACAAGGUUCCUAUUGGUACAGUAAUAUACACGACUAUGGAGCCUUGUUCUCUCCGUCUCAGUGGUAAUAAACCGUGUGUUGAGCGUAUAAUCUGCCAGCAGGGUAAUAUUACUGCUGUUUUUGUUGGCGUACUUGAGCCAGACAACUUCGUGAAGAACAAUACAAGUCGUGCGCUAUUGGAACAACAUGGUAUAGACUAUAUUCUUGUCCCUGGGUUUCAAGAAGAAUGUACUGAAGCCGCAUUGAAGGGUCAUUGA